AGAUGAUUCCAGUGGACACCAGAAUGAGAGUCAUGGAUCUACCCAUGCCACAGUUGUUAGACCUGGGCCUAAAGCCAUCAGUGCCCUGGUGGAAGGAGUUACCAUUUUACAUCAGUUUCCAUUUUCCUCAGCCCUGCAAAGAAUGUCUGUCAUUGCUCAGGAAAUUGGUGGGGAGAAAGAGGUCUUCACAAAAGGGGCUCCAGAAAUGGUAGCCAUGUUAUGUAGAGCAGAAACAGUGCCCCCAAACUUCGAAAGCAAGCUUCUGCUCUACACAGCACAGGGCUUUAGGGUCAUUGGGCUGGCGAGUAAACCUCUACCAGCAGGGAAGCGAUCUUCUGACCUAACAAGGGAGGAGGUAGAAUCUGAUCUGACAUUCCUGGGUCUGCUGAUCAUGGAGAAUCGAUUAAAGAAGGAGACAAAGCCUGUCCUGGAAGAGCUCAGUGCUGCCCGCAUCAGGAGUGUGAUGGUCACAGGUGACAAUAUUCAGACAGCUGUAACUGUUGCCAAAAAUGCUGGGAUGAUAUCUCCAACAAACAGAGUGAUUCUUGUGGAAGCAAAGAAAAUACCUGGAUCUUUAUCAGCAUCUAUAACCUGGAAACCACUAGAAGAAAACAAAACUGAAGAUUACAGAAGCCUGGAGGAUGACAGGCAGACCGACCGAGGAGUCAGGCUGGCCUUGGGACCAGCCCGGUAUCAUUUUGCCAUGAAUGGAAAAUCUUACCAAAUUGUAGCACAGCAUUUCAGGCACUUACUUCCAAAGCUCCUGCUGCAUGGCACAGUUUUUGCUAGAAUGUCUCCUGGUCAGAAAUCCAGCCUUGUAGAAGAGUUUCAAAAGCUGGAUUACUUUGUGGGCAUGUGUGGAGAUGGAGCAAAUGACUGUGGGGCUUUGAAAGUGGCGCAUGCAGGGAUAUCCCUGUCAGAGCAGGAGGCGUCUGUGGCUUCACCUUUCACCUCCCGAACCCCCAGCAUAGCCUGUGUGCCAGAGCUGAUCAGGGAAGGCCGUGCUGCCCUUGUCACUUCCUUCUGCAUGUUCAAGUACAUGGCAUUAUACAGCACCAUUCAGUACCUUGGUGUUCUCCUGCUGUACUGGCAGCUAAACUCCUUUGGGAAUUACCAAUUUUUGUUCCAAGAUCUGGCUAUUACCACUGUAAUUGGUGUGACAAUGAGUUUCACAGGUGCCUACCCAAAGCUGGUUCCCUACAGGCCUCCUAGCCAACUCAUCUCACCCCCGCUGCUGCUCUCAGUUGUACUUAACAUCCUCUUCAGCCUCAGCAUGCAGAUUUUUGGGUUUGUGGUGGUCCAGGAGCAGCCUUGGUACGGCAAGACCGAUAUACACGGCGCCUGCCUCUCAAAGAACAGCCACAUGGAGAAUUCUUCCUCUGUGUCCAGCCUGGGGCUCAAUGGGAUGAGAGACGAAGACGAUGGGCAAAUGGACAAUGGCUACAAGAGCUAUGAAAACACCACAGUGUGGCUGCUGAGUACCAUCAACUGCCUCAUCGUGGCACUAGUGUUUUCCAAGGGAAAGCCUUUCAGGCAACCCAUCUACACAAACUAUGUGUUUGUACUGGUGCUGAUAGUGCAGCUGGGCGUUUGCCUUUUCUUGAUGUUUGCCGAUAUUGAUGGUCUCUACUCUAUAAUGGACCUCGUUUGUACCCCUUCCACGUGGCGGAUCUCCAUGGUGAUAAUGCUUGCAGUCACAUUUGCUGUGUCCUUCCUUGUUGAGGAAGCUGUCAUCGAGAACAGACGCCUGUGGCUGUUCCUGAAAAAGACCUUCCAGUACCACUCAAAGAGUCAUUACAAGAGGCUGCGGCGAGUGGUAGAGCAGGACUCGGCCUGGCCACCUCUGCACAAAACCUUCUUCUCAGAUUCUGUGGCAGUAUCAGUAGAGGGAAAUAUGGGAGGCCAUAGCAAUCCAAUAUUUGACAGCAGUGAGGACACACUCUGAGGGAAACUGCAGAGGACACAUGUCCAGAACUGCUGC
Merops nubicus (carmine bee-eater) is the source of this 1981-nucleotide messenger RNA. RefSeq names its product probable cation-transporting ATPase 13A4. The record is from RefSeq and is a predicted model, not a curated record. Gene Ontology annotation, molecular function: polyamine transmembrane transporter activity; ATP binding; ATP hydrolysis activity. The transcript is spliced from 16 exons. Gene Ontology annotation, cellular component: late endosome membrane. NCBI's taxonomy places the organism in Eukaryota, Metazoa, Chordata, Aves, Coraciiformes, Meropidae. Gene Ontology annotation, biological process: polyamine transmembrane transport; intracellular calcium ion homeostasis. Bases 143 to 1945 code for a protein of 600 amino acids.